This is a messenger RNA of Lodderomyces margitis, 546 nucleotides long. RefSeq names its product Pex22p (gene PEX22). The transcript has a single exon. The record is from RefSeq and is a predicted model, not a curated record. NCBI's taxonomy places the organism in Eukaryota, Fungi, Ascomycota, Pichiomycetes, Serinales, Debaryomycetaceae. Bases 1 to 546 code for a protein of 181 amino acids.
AUGAUGAGCAGAAAAGCACAAAGAAAUCCUACAUUGUACUUGGCCGCCCUAAUAGCCACUUCAGCAGUGGCGAUUUCGUACAAAGUGUAUGACUCGUAUAUCAAGCCCCAACCAAAAUCAACACAAGGAACAGAUACUAACGACAAGUCGUUGACAUCAGAGACCAAAUCAUUCACCAUAUCGAAAAAGUACCUCAAUAAAUCGAUAGCAAUAACGCUUUCAUCAUCGUUCCUAUCGUCACAAUUACCACUCAAUGAGAUCCUAACGACGCAAGAAAACAUAUUAUUUAUAAUCCCACCCAAUUUGAAUGAAGAUGAUUUGAAUUUGACCAUACCACCAAAUUUCAAAUUACUUAAGUGCUCAAAUGUACAAGGCUAUUUACAAAUAUUGAAGAAUUUGAAGCCUGAUUGUUUGUUGUUGUGCAGUGAUGAUUUGGGUAUCAAUUAUAAUAGUUUAUCGCUGGAUUUGCGUAAUUUUAUUCGAACUAUAAUCAAUGUCGAACAAGAUCAGGAUUUGUUGUUGCAAGUGAGGCCAGUGUUUAGCUGA